AUGGCUGCCGUUCAACCCGCAAUCAGCGCGACGCGCCCAGACACAACACACCCCUCCAGCACGCCACCCUCCACCUACACGAUCCAGAACUUCCGCAUACAGACUCAAAAGCGGCCUAUCCUCAAAGCCGCACCCAUAGAAGACAUGACCAGUGCUCUCGGAAUCGCCCCUCCUGAGAUGAUCUUCGGCGACAACUUCGUCUCCAUCACCCACCUUCCCUCCAAAUUCUCGAUAUCUUUCAACGCCUUUGGCGCACUCGACCGCGUCGACAAGACGGGCGAGAAACGCCUGAAAGUCGCCUACUCACAAGAAUGGUCGCAGUCAAGACAAGAAAGUCAGGCUGGCGAGAAAAUCCGCGAGGUAGUCAAGCCAUUCGACUGGAGCUACUCAACCGACUUCCGCGGCGACGUUGACGCCGAUGGCCCGCAACUACAGGAGGACGGAGAGAAAUCAAUACCACUCGAACUCCUCAAACGCCCCGAUCCAAUCCUCUUCUUCGACGACGUCAUUCUCUACGAGUCCGAGCUCGACGACAAUGGCAUUUCCAUGCUCAGCGUCAAGAUCCGCGUCAUGCCCCAGCGCUUGCUAUUACUUCAGCGCUUCUUCAUGCGGCUGGACGAUGUGCUGUUGCGGAUCAGGGACACACGGGUGUACGUUGAAUUUGCAAGUGGAGAGGUGAUCAGGGAGUAUCUAGAAAAAGAGGAGAAGUACCAGACUGUGAAGGAUGCGUUGGUGGCGAGGAGUGCGGGAAGGGGCAUCGAGGAUGUGGCCGCCGUAUUGCGCGAGCCUGAGCAAGUGAGCCAGCUGCUGCCUGAGCCUGACGAACAGCAAGCCAACGAGCGUAUUGAACCGCCCGCUACCUUGAUUUCAACAGAACUGGGCGGACUCUCGAACAGAGGCAAAGGUCUUGCAUCCUAUGGCACGAGCAGCAAUGUGCCCUCCACUCAUACGUUGCAGUUGUACGCAGUGCUAGUGUGUACCGCUGAGCGACGAAUGCGCGGUGUCCAGGAUGAGCACGGCAUAGUUAUUGGGGAGUUGUACGAGGAAGUCCCUACCCUGCACGGUCUGCUCAAGAUUUUACAGCUUCCUGAAGAGGUUCGAAAGUACUGGUAUGUUGUAGCCUCAAACAUGGCUGAGAUGCCAGUGCGGAAGGAGUAUGAGGUCAUGAAGGGCCCCAAACUUGAUGAGUGCGCUGAACGUUGGCAGGAGCGACAUGGCGAAUGCGACGAGUGUGAUGAAUGCAAUAUUGUUUGA
Molecule: messenger RNA, 1254 nt
Organism: Cyphellophora attinorum
Lineage: Eukaryota; Fungi; Ascomycota; Eurotiomycetes; Chaetothyriales; Cyphellophoraceae
Product: TIP41-like protein
Exons: 2
Coding region: 1-1254 (417 amino acids)
Biological process (GO): TOR signaling
Cellular component (GO): cytosol
Source: RefSeq, a predicted model, not a curated record